UAUAUAUAAUGGACGAAAUCGCCUACAGUACAUACCAUUAGCCAUCGCUGCCCAGUUUUUAAAGAAAGAUCAAAGACUAAAGAAGAAUUGCAUAUUGAAGUUCUUCUUGUACUUGCUUUGAUCUUGACAAUCCAAUUCACAACAUUAUCUUUUCAUUUGCUUUAAUUUUAUAAUACUUACGUGCUUGCACUUGCAUUUGCACUGCACACCUAGAUAACACUUUUGUACCCAACUCGAAAUUUUCUGCGAGAAAAAAAAGUUUAAUCCUUUGUUUUUCUCUGUCUUUUGUCAUAUCCUGCUAGCGAAAUUCGUUUUAUAGAUUUCUUUCUCUCUUGAAGUUUUAGAGCAUUCUUUCUAAUAUGAAGAUCUUUGGUUCAGGAUUUUUCUCUGCUCUUGCAGGGCUCAGUUUGAUGGCUUCUUCUGCUAUGGCUGCUCCCGUAAUCCACUCGAAUGAUUUAGAGAAUAUUCAUGCUGGUAUUCGUCCCGAAGUUGCAGACUUCAUUAAAAGUGAUAGCAACAUCGUUCACGAAAAAGCCAAGCCCAAGCAGCAUGCUCCCACCGCUCACAAUGGAGCCAAUUCUGCUCCUCUUUUGUCUGCCACCAAUGCCAACACUGCUGGUUUGGAGUCUCAUUACAUUAUCAUUUUGGACUCUUCUAUCAGUGAACAAGAAUUGCACGAACAUACUUCUUGGGUGGAAGGUGUCCACCAAGAGAAUGUCAUGCAAGCAAACUCCUACUAUGGUCCCGAAGACAGCAACUACAUGUUUGGUUUGAAGCACGUCUACGACUUUGGCGAAAGUGCUUUCAAGGGUUACGCUGGUCAAUUCAGCGCUGAUGUCGUUGAACAAAUCCGUCUUCAUCCUCAUGUUAUUGCAGUUGAACGCGACCAAGUUGUAAACAUCAAGGACAAGGUCACUCAAUCCGGUGCUCCUUGGGGUCUUUCCCGCGUUUCCCACCGUGCCCACUUGACUUCUGAGACCAACGGCAAGUAUGUCUACGACAGCUCUGCUGGUGAAGGUGUCACUGCUUAUGUUGUUGACACCGGUGUCAAUGUUCACCAUGUCGAAUUUGAAGGCCGUGCUAAGUGGGGUAAGACCAUCCCUGCUCACGAUGCUGAUGAAGAUGGCAAUGGUCACGGUACUCAUGUUGCUGGUACUAUUGCUAGCCGUGCUUAUGGUGUAGCUAAGAAGGCCAAGAUUAUCGCAGUGAAGGUUCUCCGUUCCAACGGUUCCGGUAGUAUGUCUGAUGUUAUUUCUGGUGUCGAGUGGACCGUCAAGGAUCACCUUGCUCAAUCCAAGAGUGGCAAGAAGACUGCCGUUGCUAACAUGUCUCUUGGUGGUGGCAGCAGCUUCGUUUUGGACUUUGCUGUCGACUCUGCCGUCAAGAAGGGUAUCUUGUAUGCCGUUGCUGCUGGUAACGAAUACGAUGAUGCUUGCUAUUCUUCUCCCGCUGCUUCCAAAUUGGCCAUCACCGUUGCUGCUUCCAACGUCAAUGACCAACUUGCUUACUUCUCCAACUAUGGUAAGUGUGUUGACAUUAUCGCUCCUGGUGUCAACAUUUUGUCUACUUGGAUUGGUUCCAACAACCACAACACCAACACUAUCUCUGGUACUUCCAUGGCCACUCCCCACGUUGCUGGUUUGGCUGCUUACUACCUUGGAUUACACCCCGAUGCUAGCUCCACUGAUGUUAAGAGUGCUCUUAUAAAGGAAUCUACUAAGAAUGCCAUUAACCUUUUCGGUGACCAAGACACUCCAAACCUCCUUGGUUACAACGGUGCUUAAAUUGUGAGCAUUCAAUUUUUAAUGAACUAACAUUAUUGCUUAUGAAUUAAAUGAGCCUGUUGGAAUGUAACGGUUAUGUUUUUGUGAUUAAUCGUUCACUAACGAUGGUAACUAAUGUAUCUAUAUUAUAACACACACACGCACACACACUUUUUUUUAUGAUCUAUAAAUUGUUAUGAAUAUUUUUAUUGACAUAAUGUGAAUAAUGAUAAUGCUCAUAACGUAUGCUUAGAGUUUAUUUUAAUUUUAAAAUCAACAAUACAAUUCGUUUAUAAUUUUUUAUAAUCCUUGUUGUAUGUGAUAUGGCAUGCUAAUAUUGCGGAUAUAUAUCGUUA
Schizosaccharomyces octosporus yFS286 is the source of this 2119-nucleotide messenger RNA. Its product is annotated as vacuolar serine protease Isp6. Gene Ontology annotation, biological process: proteolysis. Bases 360 to 1784 code for a protein of 474 amino acids. The transcript has a single exon. Gene Ontology annotation, molecular function: serine-type endopeptidase activity. The record is from RefSeq and is a predicted model, not a curated record. Lineage: Eukaryota; Fungi; Ascomycota; Schizosaccharomycetes; Schizosaccharomycetales; Schizosaccharomycetaceae.